Messenger RNA from Dicrocoelium dendriticum, 705 nucleotides. The record is from the annotation of a GenBank genome assembly. Lineage: Eukaryota; Metazoa; Platyhelminthes; Trematoda; Plagiorchiida; Dicrocoeliidae.
AUGCUUGUUAUUCUCAGUGACCUUACAGGCAUUCGACUUCAUCCGUAUUCGCUGUUGUCAACGGUGCCAGGAAAAAUGGAAAACAACGCAGAGCCAACCGAUGCAAAGCGUUUACGUUUAGAAAACGGCGACAUCUGCGAGUCUGAGCUGACCUCCGUUCACAACAACCAUGUUGCCAAGAUCAGCGAGCCCCAGUGCCGUCGCUGGACGUUAGGGAGUUACACGCUGUUGGCUGACUCCGAUGUGGUUGAUACUAGUUGGCGGUUGGAAUGCGUGCUACAUUUGGCUGGAUACGGUCAGCGAACUGGUGAAUCCAGGACGCCAUCAUGGCAGUCGGCCUGGGGUGGGCAGUUGGUGUACAUCGCAGCAGGUGAAAUCGACGAGUUACUCACCGUUAUUCCUACGGACAACGCCCUCACUUUGGUUUACACUGGCCCCGGAACUGGUAGUUUUGUGAAAUACAUCAACCAUUCCGCUCGGCCUUUGCCCUUGGAAACUCAAUCCACAGAGACUAGGAGGUCAUCUGUCACAGCUCCCUGUGUGUACGACUUUGCGAUAACAUACCACGAGUCAGAUUCAGUUGAACCCACUGCAAUGUCAAAUGCCUUGGUUGAUGAAGAAGAUGAUUCAUCCGAGGAGUCCGAGAGUGUUGAUGACGAUGACGAGGAUGGUGAAUUUUCCUCUGCUAACUGUACUUUAGAAUGA